Cydia splendana is the source of this 2107-nucleotide messenger RNA. It is a transcript of the gene ENGase, whose product is annotated as cytosolic endo-beta-N-acetylglucosaminidase. Lineage: Eukaryota; Metazoa; Arthropoda; Insecta; Lepidoptera; Tortricidae. Gene Ontology annotation, cellular component: cytoplasm. The transcript has 9 exons. Gene Ontology annotation, biological process: protein deglycosylation. The record is from RefSeq and is a predicted model, not a curated record. The coding region runs from base 127 to 2022 and encodes 631 amino acids. Gene Ontology annotation, molecular function: mannosyl-glycoprotein endo-beta-N-acetylglucosaminidase activity.
AUUUUAUUAAUUAAAAUUAUAAUAUAACGCAUAAAAACACGAUAAUAAAUAAAGUUAUAAUAAGUGCUAAGUUUAGAUGUCGUGUAUAAUUAAGUGCCAACAAAACUGUUUAUAAGAACGUCUAAAAUGAGUGCCAUAUCUUCAGAUUCACGAGACGGAGCUCGUUCCAGAUCCCCCAGCCGCCCUAGGCCUGCUGCACGCCAGUAUAAGGAAGAAAUUAUAGUCUGCAAUCCGCUUAAGUCCCUAAGCGACGUCUCAGAGUUUUUGAACAACCCCCCGGCAUGGAGAUCGCUCUGUAUAGAUUUGCGGCCGCAUAGUAAUGUUGUCAUACGAAAUUUGGAUAUUGUACGGCAAAAUGAGGGGUCAGAUCAUGAGGUAGAGCCGGAGCGACCGGAGGCGUUCUGCCACUUUGACCUGGACAAGCAAGAUGUUAAGAGACAUAGGAGGAAAACCUUGCCCAAGACUUUGGUGUGUCACGACAUGGCCAAUGGGUACCAUGAUGAUUGCAAUAUUGAUGGUACGGGCAACUACGAGGCGUACACAUUCUACAACUGGGCGGCGGUGGACAUAUUCUGCUACUUCAGCCACCAUUUUGUCACGGUGCCGCCGCUGGGCUGGAUCAACGUGGGGCAUGCUCAUGGAGUCAAAGUUAUUGGCACAGUUAUAACAGAGUGGGGCGACGGUGCCGACAUCUGGGAGGAGCUGCUGUCAGAGCCGGAGGCGUGGAAGGGCUUCGCCAGCAACCUGGUCGCCAUCGCCAAGACGCUGAAGUUCGAUGGGUACCUGCUCAAUGUGGAAAACAAGAUAACGAAGCCAGCAGAGCUGGUAGAGUUUGUGCGCUACCUACACACGUUACUGCACAGCGAGAUACCGGACUCGGAGCUCAUCUGGUACGACUCGGUCACCGUGGCUGGGGAACUGGCCUGGCAGAAUACUCUUAAUGAUAAGAACAAAGCCUUCUUCGAGGCUUGCGACGGCAUAUUCACCAACUACGCGUGGAGCUCGCGCCACGUGCGCGGCGCGCGCGCGGCGGCGGGCGCGCGGCGCCGCGACGUGUUCGUGGGCGUCGACGUGUGGGGGAGGAACUUCCUCGGCGGGGGGCAGUUUAACACGCAGGAGGCAGUAAAGGUAGCCCACAAGCACGGGUUAUCCCUCGCCAUAUUCGCGCCCGCGUGGACCCACGAGGCUUUGGACCCCAUUGACUCCUGGUUCCGCACAUAUACCCUACGGGAGCGGGCGUUUUGGACCAGCGUGUGGCCGUUUCUUAAUACUAAGCUGCCUAAAACACUGCCUUUCAGUACGUCGUUCUGUACUGGUUUGGGACGGAAGAGGAGGCUUUACGGUGAGGUCCUAGGCCCAGUCCCGUGGUACAAUCUCCGACACCAGCAGUACCAGCCCAACGCCACCCUCGGACCCCACGGCUACACCCUCACACCCCUCCCUCCCCCUUUACCAAGCCCCCCAACCGACGAACCGAAACCUAUACCCCCAAAGCGAUACCAACUCCAAAGCAUCGAAGAAGAUUCUUGUAUCGAACUAUUUCUAGAAGACAGUUUCACAGGGGGCGGCUGUCUUAUGAUAAAUCCAUUUAAACUUAUUCGCUUAUUCCAUUGUGAUUUUAAUAUUGACGAUACUUUAAUAGCUUGUGUGGUUACUAAAACUUUGCCUGAACACGAAGAUGUAUUUCUAAAUAUAGUUUUGUCAGUAAAGGAUCAGGAUUGGCGUGAGUCUCGAGUUGUGUUAGCUGGGACGAGUGUGACGGAGCAUGGAGUUGACAACGCUGUGGCAGUGUCGGCGGUGGGCGGGGAGGAGUUUAAGGCGUUGCAGAGGUAUUUGCUGCUCAACCAGCCCGGGUUUUACGUGUCGGUGGAGAAUGCUUACGGGUGGAAAGUCAGGUACUACAGCACCCGGCUGGCGGGUCGGCGCGUGACGUCGGUGAGCUGCCGCGCCGGCGCACGAGCACAGGGACCCAUACUGCUGGGACACUUCGCCCUGUGCCAUAAAUCCAACAACACAGACUGAAAGUGCGACAUAAUUUAGUUUAAGGACAAAUACUCCCAAAUCAAUGUAAUGUCUAUUACCUAUUUACACUAGAAAUAAAGCCGGA